Lathyrus oleraceus (garden pea) is the source of this 999-nucleotide messenger RNA. Its product is annotated as zinc finger BED domain-containing protein RICESLEEPER 2. The transcript has a single exon. The record is from RefSeq and is a predicted model, not a curated record. NCBI's taxonomy places the organism in Eukaryota, Viridiplantae, Streptophyta, Magnoliopsida, Fabales, Fabaceae. The coding region runs from base 1 to 999 and encodes 332 amino acids.
AUGAACCAUCACAUUCUAAAAUGUGCAAAGAAGCCUAGAACCAUUGAUCCCACCCAAACUAUUCUGACAUACCCCUCUGCUGAAGGAUCUAGUUUGGGUCAUGUUAGCUCCAAAUUUGACAAGCAAGCUUGUAGAAAAGCUUUGUCAAUUUUUGUGGUUCUAGAUGAACAACCAUUUAGUGCAGUUGAGGGGGAAGGUUUUAAGUACUAUUCUAAAGUAAUGCAGUCCCAGUUUACUCUCCCAUCUAGGCGUACAGUAGCUAGAGACUGUUUUCAGCUACACUUGGAUGAGAAACAAAAACUAAAAGCCUUCUUUAAGUCUGACUGCAAUAGAGUAGCACUUACUACUGAUUGUUGGACUUCUAUCCAAAAUCAAAACUACUUAACCCUUACGGCACACUUUGUGGAUAACGAAUGGAACUAUCAAAAGAGAAUUAUAAGCUUCACAGUUAUUCCAAACCACAAGGGUGAUACGGUAGGUAGGAAGAUUGAAGAGGUGUUAAGGGAUUGGGGAAUUAGGAAUGUGUCUACCAUAACUGUUGAUAAUGCAACUUCAAAUGAUGUAGUUGUAGCAUAUUUGCAUAGAAAAAUAUCAACUAUGAAUGGGAUGAUGGGGGAUGGAAAAUGUUUUCAUAUGAGGUGCGCUGCUCACAUAUUGAAUUUGGUGGUAAAUGAGGGUUUGAAAGAUAAGCAUUUGUCUAUUACUAGUGUUAGGGAUGCUGUUAGAUUUGUCAAGUCCUCACCUCAUAGGGCAGCCAAGUUUAAAGAGUGCAUUGAAUUUGCUGGAAUAACUUGUAAAAAACUAGUAUGUCUCGAUGUUUCAACUCGUUGGAACGCGACAUAUUUGAUGCUUGAGGCUGCAGAGAAGUUUCAAGCUGCUUUUGAUAAGCUUGAGUAUGAAGAGUCGAGCUAUAGGGAGUUCUUUGGAAAAGGUAGUCCUCCUAGUAGUGAUGAUUGGGACAUUGUUAGAGCUUUCAUCUUUUUUAAAGUUAUUCUAUGA